Molecule: messenger RNA, 144 nt
Organism: Dictyostelium discoideum AX4
Lineage: Eukaryota; Evosea; Eumycetozoa; Dictyosteliales; Dictyosteliaceae
Exons: 1
Coding region: 1-144 (47 amino acids)
Source: RefSeq, a predicted model, not a curated record
AUGUGUAACAACUGGUGGUCGGUGUCAUCAGUGUUAGUUUUUCCUAAUGAUUUCUUUAUUGUGUUGGUUAUUGUUGCAGAAGUUAUUGGUGUUGUAAUGUUGGGUGAUGAUGGUGGUGUUGAAUGGUUAUUUAAUGAUUGUUGA